Molecule: messenger RNA, 1512 nt
Organism: Theileria equi strain WA
Lineage: Eukaryota; Apicomplexa; Aconoidasida; Piroplasmida; Theileriidae
Exons: 6
Coding region: 1-1512 (503 amino acids)
Biological process (GO): tRNA splicing, via endonucleolytic cleavage and ligation
Cellular component (GO): tRNA-splicing ligase complex; nucleus
Molecular function (GO): RNA ligase (ATP) activity
Source: RefSeq, a predicted model, not a curated record
AUGAAAACCAUUGAUUAUAGCUCUGAAAUGAGCUUUAUAGAGCGUCAUGAAGAUAUUAAACAUCUCUACGUGAUUAAAAAGGGGUUUGUACCUAAUAUGCAAGUAGAAGGACACGUUUUUGCCAAUGAAAAUCUCUCGAACUUACUAUUUGAUGAGUUAAAACAAUAUAGUAAAGAACCUGGUUCGUUUUUGCCUGCUUUGAAACAAUUGGCAAAUGUGGCUGCGUUACCCGGAAUUGUUAAGAAUAGCAUUGCCCUUCCAGAUGCACACUCAGGUUAUGGAUUCUCCAUUGGAAAUGUAGCUGCCUUUGAUAUGGACGAUGAACAAUCUGUUGUUUCUCCUGGCGGAGUUGGAUUUGACAUAAACUGCGGCGUUAGACUGAUACGCACAAACUUGCUAUUAAGUGAUAUUGAGCAUUUAAAGGAGGAUCUUGUUCAGAGGUUGUUUGAUUAUAUUCCUGUUGGUGUUGGAUCAGAAGGGAAAAUUCCAUGUAAAUAUAAAGAUCUCGAUGAUAUAUUACAAUAUGGUAUGGAUUGGACAGUAUCAAACGGCUAUUCUUGGGCUGAAGAUAAGGAACAUUGUGAAGAUUUUGGGAGAAUGAUACAGGCUGAUUCCUCUAAAGUCUCUCAAAGAGCAAAAAAGAGGGGAUUAGCACAAAUAGGAACCUUGGGUGCGGGAAAUCACUAUGCGGAAAUCCAGGUUGUUGAAGAUGUAUAUGAUGAAUUUUCUGCAAGAACGAUGGGAAUAGAUAAAAAGAAUCAAGUUUGUAUAAUGAUUCACUCCGGUAGUAGGGGAUUAGGUCACCAAGUGGCUUCGGACGCUCUUGUGGAUAUGGAAUCAUCACUGGAUAUUAAAGUAAAUGACAGUCAACUAGCAUGCGCAAGAAUUAAUUCUCCGGAGGGUACCAAAUAUCUAAAAGCAAUGGCUGCAGCUUCAAAUUAUGCUUGGGUAAACAGGAGUGUCAUGACUCAUUUAACCAGAAAAGCAUUUUCCGAUGUUUUAAAAGAAUCUGCAGAUGACUUAGACAUGCACCUAGUGUAUGAUGUAUCCCAUAAUAUCGCAAAAAUAGAAGAACACUGUAUUAACGGGAAACACAAGAGAUUACUAAUGCACAGAAAAGGUUCUACAAGAGCAUUUCCACCAUUCCACCCUAUGAUAUCGGCUGAUUUCCAACUCAUUGGUCAACCGGUGCUGGUGGGAGGAACCAUGGGAACAUGUUCUUACGUUCUAACAGGAACACAGCGAGCUAUGAACCUGACCCUUGGAUCUACAUGUCACGGGGCUGGCCGUUCAUUGAGCAGAAACAAGAGUAGGAGAAUUCUUAACCACAAGGAAGUUUUAUCGAACUUACAGGAAAGAGGAAUUUCGAUUAGGGUCGCAUCUCCAAAGUUAAUCACUGAAGAAGCUCCGGAAUCCUACAAGGACGUCUCCGAAGUUGUACAAACAUGUCAUGAAUCUGGAAUCUCAAAAAUGUGUGUCAAACUUAGGCCCAUUGCAGUAAUUAAGGGAUGA